This is a messenger RNA of Kockovaella imperatae, 1275 nucleotides long. RefSeq lists its product as hypothetical. The coding region runs from base 1 to 1275 and encodes 424 amino acids. The transcript has 2 exons. The record is from RefSeq and is a predicted model, not a curated record. NCBI's taxonomy places the organism in Eukaryota, Fungi, Basidiomycota, Tremellomycetes, Tremellales, Cuniculitremaceae.
AUGAUAUCCUCCAUUAAGGCACUCUUGCUUUUGACGGCUUCGGUCUCAGCUGCGCCUGCAGCUAGGAAUCUCUUGACUCCAAAAUUGGUGAAAACCCCGGAAUUGAAAGGUGUCGCGCUCGACCCGAAUCUGAUCCGAGAUUCGUGCAUCUCAACAUACGAGUUGAUUGAUGGAAGAGUGUUGUGGCUCUGCCGAGAUACCAUCAUCUUGAAGAAUCAAUCAAUACCCUACUAUUUUGAACACGGCCAGCUUUUCGGAGGUGGCGCCGCUGGUCUAGUCUCAUCCAGUGCAAGCUGGAGUGAUCAAGGCCUAUUGGGUCCCGAUUUCGUGCAACCUCCACCACAACAGGGCCAGAAGGAUGUCACUUCUCUGUACCCUGCCCAACUGACUCAAUACGGAGGAUCCAGUAUCUACGACCAGGAUCUUGCCUAUGUCCCCUAUCAACCAGACGAGUGCGACGGUAUACCGGCUGGCACCUCCGGGGGAAAUUGCAAUGACGGCACGAGAUAUGCACUGUGGCCUGACUCUCCGCCAGUAGUCACCAACACCGCCCUGGACGGUACAGUCACCAUGCACCUCUAUCUCAGGGUCCCUCACACUGGUUUUCUCCGCAUCGUCGACUUUUACCCACCGUGCUCCCUGUUUAAGUUGACGUAUACGCCAAACACGGACAAGACUGUUCUGCCCUCGAUCUCAUUGGUCGCCCAGGACUUCUUCCCGAGGUACGUUUUCAACUAUGGAGAUUUCGCGCACGCGAAAGACCCCCUUGGUCAGACCCUCUAUCUCUGGGCUCAGAGCUUCCAGGGUAACUACGGACUGGCGCGCGUCCCGGUCAAUGCGGUUGAGGAUCUCAGCCAGUACGAAUACUACUACAGUAACGGCACUGGAUGGUCCAGCGUGCAGCCCAAUGUCAAUCAGACCGAGGCCUACGUCGACAUCGGUGGUCUUGGCGCCAGUGGACAAGCGACGAUCUACUGGAAUCCAUUCUUUGGACAGUAUGUGGCCUUUGGCCAGCUUGAGGGUGAAUUUGUAGCCAAUCUCUACAUGUCCUUGGCAUCCAACCCCGAAGGACCUUGGUCAGACGCAACGCUCGUCUACUCUUUUCCCACUGGCCCGUCCGGCAACGGCUACACUCUUGCAGCUCAUCCUGAAAUGAGUUUGCUCCCGAACGAGAUCUACAUCUCCUACACCGGUUCAAGUGACUAUAAUAACAACACCAACGACCAGGUGUACAACACCCCAAUAUACAAGCUCACGUUCGGACUGGGUCUCUGA